Molecule: messenger RNA, 237 nt
Organism: Ogataea haglerorum
Lineage: Eukaryota; Fungi; Ascomycota; Pichiomycetes; Pichiales; Pichiaceae
Exons: 2
Coding region: 1-237 (78 amino acids)
Biological process (GO): mRNA splicing, via spliceosome; P-body assembly
Cellular component (GO): U4/U6 x U5 tri-snRNP complex; precatalytic spliceosome; U6 snRNP
Molecular function (GO): RNA binding
Source: RefSeq, a predicted model, not a curated record
AUGAGCGAGUCCAAUUCGACGUCUUCGGAACCUCUGGACCUUAUCAGGCUGUGUUUAGACGAGCAAGUCUUUGUGAAACUUAGAGGAAGCAGGGAAAUGGUGGGGAGGUUACACGUAAAGACUAUUUUCUACACCGAGCAAGACUCGCCGGAGAUCAAGUCCAGAACCAAGAAAAGCGAUAUGGUGUUCAUUAGAGGCGAUUCGGUGAUACUUGUCUCCGACGCUGCCAACGUGUAA